Anoplopoma fimbria (sablefish) is the source of this 3312-nucleotide messenger RNA. Its product is annotated as tyrosine-protein kinase CSK-like. Gene Ontology annotation, molecular function: protein tyrosine kinase activity; ATP binding; protein binding. The transcript has 13 exons. The record is from RefSeq and is a predicted model, not a curated record. Lineage: Eukaryota; Metazoa; Chordata; Actinopteri; Perciformes; Anoplopomatidae. Gene Ontology annotation, biological process: regulation of Fc receptor mediated stimulatory signaling pathway; protein phosphorylation; adherens junction organization. The coding region runs from base 524 to 1879 and encodes 451 amino acids.
GGAGUGGAGCAGUUUGAAGUAGACUCAAUUGGUCUGAAUCGCAUUUAUUUCAUCGCUGCGACAUUUCAAGUUAUCGCGUUUUUUUAUUCUCACUUGACCUUUUGCUACAGAAGACCCGUCGAGACUGCAGCAAAACGUUUUAGAGAAAAAAGUUCUUUCUUUCAGAAUUUUAAGCGACUUUUCCAAAUGAUGUUGACAGGAGACGCACCAACAACAGUCUGAGCUGGUUUUAUUGAGAUACUUUUGGACUGCUGAAGUUUCGGGUCACCUGAGGCAGAUCUCACUUCCUCAUCGGGACUUUAUGCGCUUCGACAUCAACUGUCGGUUAUUUAUUUCGUGAAUGGGAAUUUGUCUGCUGUGGAUCAGAUGAAAACGCACUAAGGACUGUAGCCAGAUCACCUGUUAUUGCCUCAAACGUAUCGGGUUUUGCCUGCAAACAGGUACUGUAUGUGUGUGUGUGUCUAUCAGCUCUAAUGGUAGCAGCUAGAAAACAUCACCUGUGAGAGGAUUGAACCACCUCACCAUGACAGAGGUCCAGACUCCAUGGCCACAGGGCACAGAGUGUGUGGCCAGGUACAACUUCAAAGGCACAUCAGAGCAGGACCUGCCCUUCAAUAAAGGAGAUGUGUUAACGAUUAUUAUUGUCACAAAGGAUCCAAACUGGUACAAAGCAAAAAAUUCUGCAGGUCGUGAGGGAACAAUUCCAGCCAACUAUGUUCAGAAAAGAGAAGGAGUGAAAUCUGGAGGGAAGCUGAGUCUAAUGCCAUGGUUUCAUGGGAAGAUAACGCGGGAGCAGGCAGAGCUGUUGCUUUACCCUCAUGAAACUGGCCUGUUCUUGGUGCGAGAGAGCACCAACUUCCCCGGCGACUACACCCUGUGUGUGAGCUGCGAGAGCAAGGUUGAGCACUACCGCAUCGUCUACACCAACGGCAAGCUCACAAUCGAUGACGAGGGGUACUUUGAAAACCUCAUGCAGCUAGUUGAGCACUACACCAAAGAUGCAGAUGGCCUGUGCACCAAACUCAUUAAGCCAAAGCUGGAGGAGGGGACGGUGGCCGCUCAGGAUGAGUUUUCCAAGGGUGGCUGGUCGAUGAGCAGGAAAGACCUCAAGCUACAGCAGGUUAUUGGAAAAGGAGAGUUUGGAGAUGUCAUGGUGGCAGACUAUAGAGGCACUAAAGUAGCUGUGAAAUGCAUAAAGCAUGAUGCUACAGCACAGGCCUUUAUUGCAGAGGCUUCUGUCAUGACGCAACUAAGACACGAUAACCUGGUGCAGCUGCUUGGAGUGAUUGUAGAGGAGAAAGGGAGUCUGUUUAUAGUUACUGAGUACAUGGCCAAGGGCUGUUUGGUUGACUACUUACGUUCCAGAGGCCGGACAGUACUCGGUGGAGAUGCUCUCCUAAAUUUUGCACUAGAUGUCUGUGAAGCCAUGGAGUACCUGGAAAUCAAUAACUUUGUCCACCGAGACUUAGCAGCCCGCAAUGUUCUUGUGUCAGAAGACAACAUGGCCAAAGUCAGUGACUUCGGUCUGACCAAGGAGGCCUCCUCCACUCAGGACACUGCUAAGCUGCCUGUGAAGUGGACAUCGCCAGAGGCCCUCAGAGAAAAGAAAUUUUCCACCAAAUCAGAUGUUUGGAGCUACGGUAUUUUGCUUUGGGAGAUUUACUCUUUUGGCCGAGUGCCUUACCCGAGAAUUCCAUUAAAAGACGUUGUGCCUCGAGUGGAGAAGGGUUACAAAAUGGACUGUCCAGAUGGCUGUCCUGAAGUGGUUUAUAACAUCAUGAAACAGUGCUGGAACCUGGAUCCUGCUGCUCGACCAAGCUUUCAAAUGUUGAAGGAGUGGCUACAACAUAUCAACCAAGGGAUGAUAAAAAAACAAUGAGAAUCUCACAGAACCCACACAAAAAGUGACUUUCCUCUUCCUUCAUUUUGACCACUUGGACCAUAACCUAGGAGGAAAAAAGUGAUUUCAAAAGACUGCUCUUUCAAAGUUCAUGAAAAAGUUUGCUUUCACACAUUGUUAAUGAACCGUUAAGUAAAACUGUCAACAUUAUGUUUCUUAGCAUCAUCCCUCACCUCAGGUUGUUUAAACUGCAGUGACUCUUAACUACUGGUUCAGUUGCUCGAGUGAGUUUUUCUGUUCUCGGUUAUCAAGAGUGAAUGAUUAAUUGUCAUAUUGACGAGUCUUUCCUUAGAAAACACCGCUGCCUCCGAGCCACAGUGCCUUGACCUUUUUUAAUAGAUAUUUUAUGUAUUUUAUGUUGAUAUCCUUGGUCAUUUUGGUGGCAUUAUUACAUUUUACAAACAUGUAGAAAAGACCGUAACAUAAUUUGACUAAAUUGAUCGAAUCCAUCAUAUCCGUUUAAAGAGGAGAGCAGUUCAAAUGUAGGAAAACAGUUGUGAUACACCAUUACUUGCUGUAUUUUUACAGCUUCCAGGUACACCUUUUUGGAUGAAUGUUGAAUAAUUUAGUUAAAAGGAUUAAGUUUAAAUAACUUUGAUUAUGCAGCUUCAAUUUUUUCAUUGCCAUAUGAUUUGAAAUGUGUUUUGAUCCCUCUAUAAGUCAAAAAAGGAAGCACAAGUUUUCACCCUUACUACUGAUAUAAUAACAUCAUUCAGCUCAGUCAUCUAGACAUAAUUUCAAUGUACAGAAUUUUCCCUCCAACAUCAACAAAUAUUUUCAUUUUUUAAUCUUCGGAUUUUACCAAAUUUUCUGGAUUUUGUACGUAAUGAGAAACAGAGAGUGUUAAUAAUUUGAUUGUGCUGCCAUUUUCAACAAUAAAAAAAGAAUAUAUUUUGAAAAUUCUUUUCCAAUGGUGACUAUUUUUAGCAUCCUUUCUCAUCAAUUUGUCAAUUAGUUGAAGUACAGCUAUUUAAUAUACGCAAUAAACGUGUGCAUUAAAGCUUACUAUAAUGUUCCUCUAAUACUGUACUAACAAUAAGUACAGUACGAGAACUAUUCAGAGUUAUUUAUACUUAAGGGUAUUUUGUUUCUUUCUACUUCCACCACUGAUAUUUAAUGGACUAUGAUAUAUGUGUUUUGUUCCGCAAAGAAAAUACAUAAUAAGAGGCAUUAGAUUAAUAUAUUAAGGUAAAAAAAAAAAAAAAGCUAAAAUGUCACAUGGCGGGCUUACUUUCUUUAAGCAUUGCAACGCUUUUCUUUAUUUACUUAUUUUAUGAAAGAUAUUGCUGAUAUCAAUUGCAGUUUACAAGCAAGGAAACAAUGCCAUUAAUGGCAAAGCUUCCCUAUUUAAGGACAGUGAGAUGGUGGCUAUAUGUUAAUUUUCCAUUUCUUCAAAAUAAAAAGCAAACAAA